GGAGGUUUUUUCAACACUGCCUGACGCGCACGUUUUCCAACCAAAACAAACGAGAUUUUGUCCAGAUUUUGUAUUUAAUUACUGCCUUAAGAGCGUAUCGCAUCUUAUCAAGAUGUCCUCGUGGAAGAAGGCCUCGAAGAGCAACCAGAAGGUGCACCGGGAGCGCCACCAGCCGGAGGCGCGCCAGCACCUGGGAUUCCUGGAGAAAAAGAAGGACUACAAGAAACGCGCCCUCGACGCCCAGAAAAAGGAGAAGACCCUGAAGCUAUUGUACCGGCGGGCGCAGAACAAGAAUCCCGAUGAGUUCUACCACCACAUGAUCAACUCCAAGCUGUCCAACGAUGAGCACCGCGAGCAGGACAAGAAGGACGAGCACACGCCCGAGCAGCUGGCCCUCAUGCAGACGCAGGACCUCAAGUAUGUGGUCAUGAAGCGCACCAUGGAGCGCAAGAAGAUUGACCGCUUGAAGCUCACGCUGGUGGAUGUGGACGGCGCCGGGGGAGGGGCGAACCAGCGGAUCACUUUCGACGACGAGGGCUGCCAGCAGGCGUUCACCCUGGGCGAACGCCUCCAGGAAGCGGAACAAAAACCAAAGCCGGAAACAUCGCAGAGCUCCGACAAACAGCAGCGCCUCAACGAGCUCAAGAAACGUGAACACCGUGAAAGGGAGCUGGGCAUCGUCCAGCAGAAGAUUCAGCUGAAGAACGCGCUGAAGCAGCCGCGUCUUCUGAAGCCGAAGAAAGUGAAGGACGGAACCAAGGAAAGUGCGCCCGUUUAUCGAUUCCGCUACGAGCGAAGGAAAUGAGCACUGUUCGCCUUUUAGGUUCUAUAUAUGUAAUAAAGAAAUUAAGAUUCAA
Drosophila rhopaloa is the source of this 857-nucleotide messenger RNA. RefSeq names its product probable U3 small nucleolar RNA-associated protein 11. Gene Ontology annotation, biological process: rRNA processing. The transcript is spliced from 2 exons. The coding region runs from base 113 to 805 and encodes 230 amino acids. The record is from RefSeq and is a predicted model, not a curated record. NCBI's taxonomy places the organism in Eukaryota, Metazoa, Arthropoda, Insecta, Diptera, Drosophilidae. Gene Ontology annotation, cellular component: small-subunit processome; nucleolus.